Prunus armeniaca (apricot) is the source of this 951-nucleotide messenger RNA. The record is from the annotation of a GenBank genome assembly. NCBI's taxonomy places the organism in Eukaryota, Viridiplantae, Streptophyta, Magnoliopsida, Rosales, Rosaceae.
AUGGGGCUUCUAUUUCGAAGUCUCGCGAUGCUUUUCAUUGUGAUAUGGUUCUCACGGCUGCCUGAUCUUUCUGCACAAUCUUCAAGAGGCUCACCGCGUGCUCUUGAUGCUCUUCUUCAAGAUUAUGCUUACAGGGCUUUUGUUCAUCCAAAGACCGGUGUUACCUUUAAUGGUCAGGUUCCCUUGAAUUUGACUGGAAUUCAGAUUGCAGCUAUGAGGCUCAGGAGUGGUAGCUUGUACAGAAGAGGUGUUGCGAUGUACAAAGAGUUUGAGAUCCCCCAGGAUGUCAGUGAGAGUCCAUAUGUGGAGAGGCUUGUUUUGGUGUACCAAAACUUAGGCAAUUGGUCAAUGGUGUAUUACCCAUUACCUGGUUACUCUUACUUAGCUCCAGUGCUCGGUCUUCUUGCUUAUAGUGCUAGCAACUUAUCAGCCACAAAUUUGCCAGAAUUGAAUAUCAGGGCAUCUGGUGAUCCCAUAAAAAUCAAAUUUCAGGAUGUGAAACCGACCCCUGCAGGGACCGUGGCAAAGUGCGUUUCGUUUGAUUUGGAUGGUUCAGUCAAUUUCAGCAAUGUGGCAUCAGGCAAUAUAUGCUCAACAAUCCAACAGGGGCACUUCUCUAUAGCGGUCAAGUCCGUUGCUCCUUCUCCAGCACCAGUUUCUCCUAGUCCUACCCCAAAUGUAACCCCAAGGCCUAGUGCUGGAAAGAAGAAGAAUAAUUCAAAAGUGUGGAUAAUUGUUGGGUCUGUGCUGGGUGGAUUAGCAUUGCUGGGAUUGUUGUUCUUCCUAGUACUUUGGGCGUAUAAGUACAGGGAAAAGAAGAGUUUGCAACAGAUGGAGAAGGCUGCAGAUGUAGGAGAAGCCUUGCAUAUGACCUCAGUUGGAGAUACAAAAGCACCUGCAGCAACAUUUACUCGAACACAACCGACCAUCGAGAGUGAAUAUGUUCCUUGA